This is a messenger RNA of Sesamum indicum (sesame), 1649 nucleotides long. RefSeq names its product putative galacturonosyltransferase-like 1. Gene Ontology annotation, cellular component: Golgi apparatus. Gene Ontology annotation, molecular function: glycosyltransferase activity. Lineage: Eukaryota; Viridiplantae; Streptophyta; Magnoliopsida; Lamiales; Pedaliaceae. The record is from RefSeq and is a predicted model, not a curated record.
UGCUCCAAGAAAUCCUCCUUUAAGACCUUUUGAUUCACUCAUAUAAUACAUUCUAAGCUUUCAUCUCUGGUUCCAUAAAUUGGAACUGUGUGUGUGUGUGUGUGAGAGAGAGAGAGAGAGGGGAUAUCUAGACGUCUAUUUCUAGACACCUCUCUUUCUUGUUUUUUCUUAUGAAAAUUUGGUGCUGUUCUUGCCCGCAUCCAAGCUAUGCCAUCAAGUUUUGCACUUUCAACAAUCUUCAUCACCAUCAUCAUCUCCAUUGCAGUAACAAAUGCCACUCCCCUCCAUUUCAGGGAAGCCCCAAAGUUCUAUAACUCCGCCAACUGCCCUUCUAUUACUUCUCCAUCUUCCCCCGCCGACGGUACCACCAACUCAACCUUUUGCUUUAAUAGCAAUGCCAUAAACGUGGCAAUGACCCUCGACGCCGCCUACCUCCGCGGCUCAAUGGCUGCCAUUCUCUCCGUCCUCCAGCAUUCCUCCUGCCCCGAGAACAUAAUCUUUCACUUUGUCGCUUCCUCCUCUGCCAACUCCUCCGACCUUCACCGCACCAUUUCAACCUCAUUCCCUUAUCUUCAGUUCAAGAUAUAUCCUUUCGACGACUCAGCCGCCGCAGGCCUCAUCUCAACCUCCAUCAGGGCAGCCCUCGACUGCCCGCUCAACUACGCGCGCAACUACCUCGCCGAUCUCAUCCCAUCAUGCAUUCGAAAGAUCGUUUACCUCGACUCAGACCUCGUACUCGUCGACGACAUCGCGAAGCUCGCCGCAACCCCUCUGACCAACGACGCCGUAUUAGCUGCGCCGGAAUAUUGCAACGCCAACUUCACCUCCUACUUCACGCCGACGUUCUGGUCGAACCCUUCUCUUUCCUUGACUUUCGCGGACAGGAAAGCUUGUUACUUCAACACGGGAGUUAUGGUGAUUGACCUUGAGAGAUGGAGGGCUGGAGAUUAUACAACAAAGAUUGUGGAAUGGAUGGAGCUUCAGAAGAGGAUGAGGAUUUACGAGCUGGGUUCUUUGCCGCCUUUCUUACUCGUCUUCGCCGGUAAUAUAGCUCCGGUGGAUCACCGGUGGAAUCAGCACGGCCUAGGGGGGGAUAACUUCCGGGGGCUUUGCCGUGAUUUGCACCCGGGUCCAGUGAGCCUAUUACAUUGGAGUGGAAAGGGUAAGCCGUGGGCCCGGCUCGACGCGAACCGGCCUUGCCCGCUGGAUGCUUUGUGGGCACCUUAUGAUUUGUUAAGAACGCCAUACAUUCUUGACUCUUGAGGAGUUGAGCAAGAUGGAUGAACAUGACACAAAGAGAGAUCAGAGAUCGUCUGAGAAUUGUGAUCCUACUCUUUUUCGUGUGAAUUAUAGAUAUAUAGCAGUUGCAUAUAAAUGUUUCAACUCAAACAUGGUACGUAGAGGUGAGUAAGAAUUGUUUGUACAUUAUAUAUAUAUAUAUAUAUAUAGCUACAGACAAAUUUUACAAUCUUACUCCAGGCCAUGUAUAUGUAGCUGAGAAACAGUUGAGAUUACGUACUACAUGCGAUAUACGAAGAACAUAUAUCAUAUUCAUACAUAAACCUAUCUUCUUACACCUCAGUAGUUUAUCCGUCUAGACCUUGCACUCAUUAAUCAUUAACCCCCUAACCUCGCAAUUUAAGUUGAAG